ACUGGGUUUGAACCGGGCGGCGGGGAGGAGAAGGAAGAAGAGAAGGGAGGCGGCGGCGGCGGCGGCCGCUCAGCUCCCAUGGCCAAACAGCUCGGCCGGGACCAGCAGGGCAUUACCCUGCGGGGCAGCGCCGAGAUCGUCGCCGAGUUUUUCUCCUAUGGAAUCAACAGCAUCCUCUAUCAGCGGGGCAUCUAUCCCCCCGAGACCUUCACCCGCGUCCAGAAGUACGGGCUCACCCUCCUCGUCACCACCGACCCCGAGCUGAAGAACUACCUCAACAACGUGGUGGAGCAGAUGAAAGAGUGGCUGUACAAGUGCAUCGUGCAGCGCCUGGUGGUGGUCAUCUCGAGUAUCGAAAACAACGAGGUUCUGGAGCGGUGGCAGUUUGACAUCGAGUGUGACAAAACAGCGAAGGAUGAGAGUGCACCACGAGAAAAAUCUCAGAAAGCUAUUCAGGAUGAAAUUCGAUCUGUUAUCAGACAAAUAACUGCCACAGUAACUUUUCUGCCACUGUUGGAAACUGCCUGUGCCUUUGACUUGCUGAUAUACACAGAUAAAGACUUGGCAGUGCCAGAAAAGUGGGAAGAAUCAGGACCCCAAUUUGUAGCCAAUUCGGAGGAGGUCCGUCUUCGUUCCUUCACUACAACCAUCCACAAAGUAAAUAGUAUGGUGGCUUACAAAAAGGAUUCCUUUCCCUGAGAUAUGGAGGUUUUGUAUAUAUCCUGUCACCUUGUAUAGUCUCUGUUCAUAGUGCUGUGAAGUAAUGAAUGCAUCACUGCUGUUGCUCUUGCUGAAGAAAGAUACAGAAAAAGGGCAAUGUUUGUCUUACGAUAAUGUGGUGUAACACUAGACUAAGCUGGCAUUGUUUUUAAAGAGGUCGAAAUAAGGUAUAAUGAUAAACUCAUACUUAACUGUAUGAGCUAAGCUAAUGGGGUGUUAUACUUCAUUCACUUGAAAAACUGCCUAAGUCUAGGAUUGCUAGAAUUGUGUUCAGAACCUGUAACUUAGGUUCAUUAUAAACUGCAUUCUACUAGCAGACUUAAGUUCUCUCUGCCACUAGAAAAAUGUCACUCCUGCCAUGCCAGUUCAUGCUCAAAGCCUGGACUGUUACCAGAAACAACCCUAAAAUGAAUCAACAGAAUGAUUCUAAAGUUAUUUGUACCUCUUUACACUGAAAGCAGCUGCUUGUCAGGAAAAUCUUAAAUGUGUGAAGCCUUGUAUAUUAAAGACGGCUAGACUCUAGUCCCAGGGACGGUGGUGUUUUAAGUCGGUGUAUGUCUCUAGUGUCUGUCUAGCAUUUUCUAUGUUUGUAUUCUUGUUUUACAGAAUAAAGCUUGAAACUGUAUAGUGUUCUCUAA
Phalacrocorax carbo (great cormorant) is the source of this 1358-nucleotide messenger RNA. The record is from RefSeq and is a predicted model, not a curated record. Lineage: Eukaryota; Metazoa; Chordata; Aves; Suliformes; Phalacrocoracidae.